AUGGACUUCGCGUUUAGACGGGCAAAAAUUGAGAACCCUGUAAAAGCGCAUCAAGAGGAAGAGCUGCCGGCGCCAGAGGCUGAGGAAAAUGACGAAAUUAUUCCUGACGAUGAGCUUAAACGACUGAUUGCCUGUUUGAAAAAUGACUACCCCGUCAUUAGUAGAAAUGCAGCUGCCUAUUUUCACCAUGUCACCUAUCAAAACCCCCGGGUAAAGGAAAGACUGGCCAUCUUCCAUCUCGGUGUGCUACUAGAUAAGUGGCCUCCUGCAAACCAGGACAAAAUGGAAACGCCCAACUCCAAAUGGAUGCGAACGCUCGAGCUCCAGGACUAUAUUUUGCUCUGUAGAGAUCUAGAUGGAAUCCAGCACCUGUCGGACCUUGUGCUGUCGUCUGAUGUGGAGACUAGAUUGCACAGUAUCGGAGCCUUGCGCAAUUUUUCCUACCAGCCAUCUCCGCUGGUUGUUUACAAAUUGCGACAGGCAGCUGUGAUUGCAAAAUUAGUAACAGCGCUCGAGCAGGUUCAAGUGGACGUGUCUCCAAGCAACGGGUUAAACAAGGCAGAGUUGGAAGAUGCCAUCGCGGCAGUGUUGUGCAAUCUCUCGGCACAUGAUAACUUCCGCAAGGAGAUUAUCGACAGCACGAUUCCAAUCCUGAUGAACGCUAUUAUUUUGCCCCACUCCGGCCUGCCUCAGCAGAGGCAAGAAACUGAAGUUUUCUCUGAUGAGCCCAGUGCGGAUUCUGCCCCUGAAGCACCGGCCUUGGUCUUUGCCACCGGAACAGUAAGGAAUGUCCUUACAGAGACAGCCGACUGUCGUCAUCGCUUGAGGGAGACACCAGGUCUGGUGGCAGCCCUGAUAUAUCUCUGCAAAUGCCUCGCUCACGCAGGAGAAUUUGACUCCAGAGUUCUCGAGAACUGUGUUUGCGCCCUGCGCAACUUGAGCUUCGCUCUUCAAGAGGUCCGUGACCCUGCCUAUCUGACACGUCGUGAAGCUGGCUUCUAUGUGGCCGCAACCUGCGUUCCCAACGAAAGGCGCCUGGACUUCCACAGAAAGCCCAAGGCUGGCCUGGUUCUGGAUACAACCAAGGAUACUGCCGACCAGAGUUUACAGGAUCAACCUUCCUAUAUGGAGAUGCCGCCGUCGGCUUCCAGCCUAUUUCAUGGGAGUCAUUUGCUAUGGCAACCGGAAAUCGUUCAAGUCUACCUUUCUGUUCUGCGUGGUUGCAAGAAUCCAUGCACCGUCGAGGCCGUUGCAGGUGCUAUUCAAAAUUUAGCUGCCUGUGAUUGGCGUCCAAGCAUGGAUAUCCGAAGAAGGGUAAGCAGGAAUAACGUUUUCUCCUUUUUUUCCGUUAAACGUACCUAA
Dibothriocephalus latus is the source of this 1362-nucleotide messenger RNA. NCBI's taxonomy places the organism in Eukaryota, Metazoa, Platyhelminthes, Cestoda, Diphyllobothriidea, Diphyllobothriidae. The record is from the annotation of a GenBank genome assembly.